Messenger RNA from Ustilago hordei, 1920 nucleotides. Its product is annotated as putative DEAD-box ATP-dependent RNA helicase 35. Gene Ontology annotation, cellular component: spliceosomal complex. The record is from RefSeq and is a predicted model, not a curated record. Gene Ontology annotation, molecular function: RNA helicase activity; ATP binding; zinc ion binding. Bases 1 to 1920 code for a protein of 639 amino acids. Gene Ontology annotation, biological process: mRNA splicing, via spliceosome. Lineage: Eukaryota; Fungi; Basidiomycota; Ustilaginomycetes; Ustilaginales; Ustilaginaceae. The transcript has a single exon.
AUGGCACCAACAGCUUCCACGUCGCAGCCUUCGAGCGGGAGAGGCUCCUCCAUGUCAGCCGUCCAGGCACUCAAGCGUCGCAGAGCGCUUCAACAGGCUCAAGACGAUCGUCCACACUACAGCUAUUCCGAUGACCAAGACCAAGAUGCUCCCUCCACCUCGUCCUCUUUCUCCUUUGUCCCGCUCAAACAGCGCCGACUACUGCAACUGCAACACGUCCAGUCUCGUGCUCGGGGCUCUUCCGCAAACAUGUCCCACAACGAGCCUGAAGAGGAGGAUCCGCAACCGCAAGACGAUACCCCUCAACGACCACAACGCUCGCUCCUCGACGAAGCACGAAUACUCCGCGAAAAGCAACUGGCGGAACAGGGAGAGAAAACACAAGCGGAGGUGGAAGCCGAAGAAGAACGUAGAAUCCUAGAAGCCCAUGCAGCACGUCGCAAGCUAGCUUCCGAUCUCGAACUCGCUAAAGGUAUCCAAUAUACCGAACCGCUCACCACCUCCUGGCGUCCACCCUCGUAUAUCCGAUCUCGAACAGACGAGGAGAACGAAAAGUUGCGGGAGAAAAAUCAUAUCCUCACAGACGGACUCGACAUUCCUGCCGUGAUCACCAACUUUAGAGACAUGAAGGUUCCUGGGUGCGUCAUAAACUAUCUCAAGGAACAGAAGAAAAUCAUCAAACCAUCCCCCAUCCAAAUGCAGGGUUUACCUACAGCUUUCUCAGGAAGAGAUAUGAUCGGGAUCGCGUUCACCGGCUCAGGUAAGACGCUAGCUUUCUCAUUGCCGAUAGUCAUGUUUGCAGCAGAAGAAGAACAACGACUCGCCUUCACCCGUGGUGAGGGUCCAGUAGGGAUGAUCGUAUGUCCUUCUCGAGAGUUGGCUCGACAGACGUACGAAUCGAUCAAAGCUCUAGCCGAAGCAGUGGAGCAUGGUGGAUAUCCGCAGAUAGGCGUCCUCUUGUGCAUUGGCGGGAUAAGUAUGGCUGAACAACAUCACACAAUGUCUAAAGGGUUCCAUAUUGUUGUUGCCACCCCAGGGAGACUGCAGGAUAUGUUAAGCAAGAACAAGUUCACUUUGGACUGUUGCAAGUAUCUCUGCUUGGACGAAGCGGAUAGGAUGAUCGACAUGGGUUUCGAAGAGGAUGUAAGGAAUAUUAUGGGAUUCUUCAAACAACAGAGACAGACGUUGUUGUUUUCAGCUACCAUGCCAAAGAAGAUUCAAGACUUCGCCGAACAGUCGCUUAUCAAGCCGGUUAUCGUCAACGUUGGUCGUGCAGGUGCUGCUUCACUCGACAUCAUUCAGGAGGUGGAAUACGUCAAACAAGAAGCUAAAAUGGUCUACCUCCUCGAAUGUCUUCAAAAAACAGCUCCACCCGUGAUCAUCUUCAGCGAUAACAAAAACGAAGUCGACGAUAUCCAACAUUAUCUCCUCCUCAAAGGUGUCGAAGCGGUUGCCAUCCACGGAUCGAAAAGCCAAGAUGAGAGAGAAUACGCAAUUCGAGCGUUCAAAUCAGGUCAAAAGGACGUAAUGGUAGCCUCGGGAGUAGCGAGUAAAGGUUUGGACUUUAACGAAAUCCAACACGUCAUCAACUACACCAUGCCUAAGGAGAUCGAGGACUAUGUCCACCAGAUCGGACGUACGGGAAGGAGUGGCAAAACAGGCAUAGCGACGACCUUUGUAAAUGCGAAUACGCAAGAACAGACACUGUUGGAUUUGAAAUAUCUACUCCUCGAGGCCAAACAAAGGAUUCCGCCAUUCUUAGCAGCCAUUCAAGAUCCGAGAGCAGGGGCUGACGGUAAGUUAACCAGUUGUCCAGUUUGUGGUGGUUUGGGUCAUAGCAUUAGGGAUUGUCCCAAACUCGAGGAUAAUCAGAGAAGACAGACGGCUGCCUUUAGUAGGGGCGAUGAUGGUGGCUACUAG